This is a messenger RNA of Selaginella moellendorffii, 1199 nucleotides long. RefSeq names its product U1 small nuclear ribonucleoprotein 70 kDa. Gene Ontology annotation, biological process: mRNA splicing, via spliceosome. Bases 30 to 1142 code for a protein of 370 amino acids. Gene Ontology annotation, molecular function: U1 snRNA binding; mRNA binding. The record is from RefSeq and is a predicted model, not a curated record. Gene Ontology annotation, cellular component: precatalytic spliceosome; U2-type prespliceosome; U1 snRNP. NCBI's taxonomy places the organism in Eukaryota, Viridiplantae, Streptophyta, Lycopodiopsida, Selaginellales, Selaginellaceae. The transcript has 10 exons.
GUUUUUGUGUUCUUCCCAGGGUCUUCGCGAUGAACGACUACAAUGUCGCCGGCAUGCCCGCGCGCCCCAAGGCUGCGCAGAACCGGGCCACUGUCCAGCAGCUCAAACUGAUCGGCCAGAGCCAUCCCACCGGAUUGACUGCGAAUCUUUUGAAGCUCUUCGAGCCGCGGCCUCCUCUCGAGUACAAGCCGCCGCCGGAGAAGCGGAAUCUUCCACCGUAUCAUGGUAUUUCACAAUUUGUCCAACACUUUGCGGAGCCGGGUGAUCCGGAGUACAGUCCUCCAAUUGUGAAAGCUGAAACUCCGUCUCAAAGACGAGCAAGGAUCCAUAGCGUUCGUCUGGAGAAGGGGGCGGAGAAGGCAACUGAGGAUCUGGAAAAAUAUGACCCUCAAACCGAUUCCAACAUUGAGGGCGAUCCAUACAAAACACUAUUUGUCGCGAGGAUUAGUUACGAGACAACGGAACACAAAAUUAAAAGGGAGUUUGAGGCAUAUGGUCCAAUAAAAAGGGUUCGCCUUGUCCAUGACAAGGACAGUAAUAAGCCUCGCGGGUAUGCUUUCAUCGAGUACUUCCAUACACGCGACAUGAAAGCUGCUUACAAACAAGCCGAUGGACGGAAAAUUGAUAACCGGAGAGUUUUAGUUGAUGUCGAGCGUGGUCGGACGGUGCCGAACUGGAGACCCCGGAGGCUUGGCGGUGGUCUGGGGUCUACUCGUGUCGGUGGCGACGAAGUGAAUCAAAAGUACUCCGGCCGAGAACCACAAGUAGGGGGCGCUAGAACUGAGGAGAAGCCCAGGGACGAGAGAAGCCCGGACGAAAGAGACCGAGAAAGAGAUCGCGAUCGAGAGAGAGACCGUGAUAGAGAUCACAAAGAUCGAGACAGGCCGAGAGACCGGGAGAGGCACCGAGAGAGGGACCGAGACCGGGAUAGGGAGCCCCGUGGAGAUAGAGAAAGAAGCCGUGGAAGAGAGAGGGACCGAGAAAGAGGAGGCCGCCGAGAUCAUCACGAACGAGGGGAGCGCGAGAGAGACCGAGAGCGUGAUAGAGAUCGAGAGCGCGAUAGAGGCUACGAGCGAGAGAGAGACAAAGAUCGCGAUAGAAGUGAGAAGUCUCGUUCUAGAGAGCCUAUGGAGAUGGACUAGAAUACGUUUAUCUAUUUGUCCUUGUAUACUUUCUUUCAACGGCUUUAGUUUGAUUUA